AUGGACCCGCCAAUAUACUACUCUCGUGCGGAGUACAUCGAAACGGACACAGGGAACAAGGUCUCGCGUCGGGCGACUAUAGCAGGGCCACAGAAUAUCAUACUCGGCGGGAAGACCAUCAUUGCGAAUGGUGCCAUCAUCCGUGGCGACCUGCGACGAACAGGACCCGGGCACGCGGUCGUCAUUUCGCUCGGACGAUACUGCCUGGUUGGCGAAGGUUGCGUUAUGAGGCCUCCGUACAAGACAUACCGCGGAAACUUCAAUUAUUACCCCAUGAAGAUCGGCGACCAUGUCCACAUUGGGGCGAACACGGUGGUCGAAGCGGCGACCAUCGGCAACCAUGUAGAGAUCGGAAAGAACUGUGUUAUCGGCAAGUUCACCAUAAUCAAGGACUGCGCCAAGAUUGCCGACAAUACAGUGGUCCCACCAAAUACUGUAAUACCGGCACUGUCGUUGUUCGCUGGUUCCCCAGGGCACUUCGUGGAGGACCUCCCCGAGUCUACGCAAGAGCUGAUGGAGGCCCAAACGAAACAAUAUUAUACGCGAUUUCAACCGCUUCCAGCAGAACGUUGA
This is a messenger RNA of Punctularia strigosozonata HHB-11173 SS5, 573 nucleotides long. Its product is annotated as dynactin subunit P25. The record is from RefSeq and is a predicted model, not a curated record. Bases 1 to 573 code for a protein of 190 amino acids. NCBI's taxonomy places the organism in Eukaryota, Fungi, Basidiomycota, Agaricomycetes, Corticiales, Punctulariaceae. The transcript has 5 exons.